Messenger RNA from Saxophila tyrrhenica, 1044 nucleotides. RefSeq lists its product as uncharacterized. The transcript has 2 exons. NCBI's taxonomy places the organism in Eukaryota, Fungi, Ascomycota, Dothideomycetes, Mycosphaerellales, Extremaceae. The coding region runs from base 1 to 1044 and encodes 347 amino acids. The record is from RefSeq and is a predicted model, not a curated record.
AUGGAACGUCUCGUCUCCGGUUCUCUACAGCCAUUAUGGGCCUUCUUCCGGAACCUGAUCAGCCACCUCGGAAUCUCAAGCAAUGCUGCUGGUCUGGUGUACCUCGCAAUCCUUCACACCGUCCCACUACGAUCCGCUCUGACCGGCACGUCCUCUCUGCUUGAUGCGCUCAUCAUCUGUCCUGGAGCGUACCGGGAGCAUGACGCACCCUCUCUGAACAGAGGCGAGUAUCCAGCAUGUGCAGCCAUGACUACAGGGUUUGUCUUCCGCGUGGAGAACGAAGCCACUGUUCUGCAGCUUCAACGCUUCGGGAAGCCAGGGCAUCUCACGACGUUGACAGUCCAGUCGGGGAGCAAAGGUCCCUCAGCCGGAACGUGGCAUGCAUGCUUUUUUGAGGCUAUGCGAGAUACAGCCACGUUAUGCUAUGCAGCAACGCUCGCGAUGACCGUCUGUGCCACGCUCAUGCUGGUCCACCUGGAAGAACUCCAAGCCCUCUUAUGGCUCGCAGUCACCAUCUUGACCCGCCUGGUGAGCGUCGUCAUCUUCCGCAGAAGAGCGCAGCCGGGCUGGAAGGGGAUCGUGGAGCCUGGUGCGAAGGGUGACUUACUCGUCCUACUGAGCCAGGACAGGUGGAUCCGUCUCCGAGGUCUAGUCGACGACAUCAAAGCAGUCACGUCUGGUCAAUGGCUUCGAGAUAUGACUCCUCUGGAGAGCUCAGCCGUGUCUGCGACAACGCUUGUCGUCUGGCUCAGUGCUGGCUUCUCCACUACGGCUGGCAAAGACGGCCAGGUGGUGCUGCUCGCACUUCUGUUCUGCUCAGCUGGUAUGCUCGGGCUCGCUAAUUUGUCGACGCGAGUUUCGUGCAUGUAUGGCCGGCAACUCCAGUCAAAGGACUCUCCUGAGCGAUUUGAAAGAAGGCUUGAUCUCGCUGAGCAGCUCAUUCAAGAAACAGGGAGGCAGGAUUGGGCGUUGCGACUCGGAAUGAUACAGCCAAAGACAGCUGAUGACAACCAUGAACAUGAACUGGGCCCAAAGAUCAUGUGA